AAAAGAAUAAGAGCUCUUAAAAUGGAUGCGCCCUUGUUGAAAACCAAGACUAGAUGUGGCACAACACGAUGAUGACUCACUGUUAGUCUGAUUAGAUGUGAUCCAGGCAUUUUAAUUAGAGCAACCCAAUUGAAAAAAAAAAAGGAUCCUGCCUCUUGCACAGAGCUUUGGAGGACUUUAUUUCAACUAUAACUAUUGAUGUAUCGAUCAAAGGAUGGGAUCAAGAUUUUCAUGGGCCCCUACAGCAUACAAAAUGCUUGACGGGAUAUUUUGCAUCUUUAAACCACCAGGACUCCCUGUGUUCAGAGCUGUUGAAAGCAUUCAAAGAAACUUAGCCAGUGAUCUGAAUGCCCUACCUUGUUAUGAGUAUGAGAUUCCUCUCACAAGAAGUCAGCCCAUUGCAGAAAAUGAGACAGAGACAUCCCUUUCCAUAGAGGCCGAGCCAGUGUCGUUACAGAAUUGGUCAGAACACAGGCUUGUUCUGGGCCCUCGUUUUGAAACAUCUGACUUCAGGAUAAGAUUUGUGGAUGGAAUGUCAAGCUCAGCGUCUGGAAUUUUAGUCUUGGGAAUUGGUCGUCAUGGGCAACGCUUCAUUGACCUAAUCGCUCAAGCCAAGUACCUUAGGGUGUAUCAUCUCAAAGGUCGGUUCGGUUGGGCCACUGACAACUUCACUGCGAAAGGAAGAGUUCUUGAAAGAACUAGCUAUAAACAUGUGACUCGAUCCAAACUAGAGAAAGUGUGUGCAGCAGUUCAAGCCGCUUACAGCAAACAGAUGCAUGUGUUGAGCGGUGUUGAUCCAGACAGUCAGGAGGCAUAUGAAAUGGCCAGCUCUGGCAUAAUCCGGCCUGCCAAGAGACACACUUCUCCCCUGCUCUACGGAGUACGCUGCAUUGACUUUCAGUUGCCUGAUUUCACCUUAGAGGUUCACAGCAUAAACGAGCAAGGGCCUUUACUGAAUCGUCUGAUCCACGACAUUGCCGUCAAGCUCAAGACUCUGGCAGUCUGUAGCGGUGUCCGGCGGUUACGGUAUGGUCAUUUCACACUGGACAGAGCCCUAGUGCGGCAACAGUGGCAUCUGGAGCAGAUAGUGGACAACAUUGAGAGCAAUGAAGACCUCUUGACGCCAGACAAACUUUUAGUCGGAGCUCGUGCAGAGAAAGUGAAGUUGCUGCCCCCAAGGGGGAAAGGUGUGUUGCUUCCCGGUCCUGGAGAUGCCCAGCCUGAUAGUUGCGACACAGCUGAUGAGAAUGUUUCAAACUUCGGUCAAAACUCGGACAGAUAGCAUUAUUUGUUUGUUCUGUUUUGUUUAUUUGUUUGGUUUUUGUGGGGGGGUCUUGUUUUGUGAUAAAAUAGUUUUUAUAAAUAAAGGUUUUAUCAAAGUUUGAA
This is a messenger RNA of Aplysia californica (California sea hare), 1386 nucleotides long. RefSeq names its product mitochondrial mRNA pseudouridine synthase Trub2. NCBI's taxonomy places the organism in Eukaryota, Metazoa, Mollusca, Gastropoda, Aplysiida, Aplysiidae. Gene Ontology annotation, biological process: pseudouridine synthesis; RNA processing. Bases 215 to 1282 code for a protein of 355 amino acids. The transcript has 9 exons. The record is from RefSeq and is a predicted model, not a curated record. Gene Ontology annotation, molecular function: pseudouridine synthase activity; RNA binding.